AUGAAAGACCUGUCGAACAUCGUGCUCAACAACAAGUAUCAGCUCAAAAAGAGGAUCGGUUCCGGCUCCUACGGUAUUGUCUACUCAGCAGUCCAUCUAUAUACAGGAAUAUCUUAUGCCAUAAAAAUCAUCCUAAAGAACAACUCCUCGAACACGGCUAACAAUAAACAGCUAUUGGUGGAGUUGGAGAAAAGCUUGAUUUACCAGUCUCUAUUGAACAAUGGCUGCUUGGACGCCAACCUCCUCAACCUCGACCUCAUCGAAAAGUACGGAACGGACUGCAAGUUUCUCCGGGAAAUUAGUUUGCAGUUAAAAGUGCACAAGCACCCUAACAUCCUAUCCAUAUACAAGGUCUACGAUUACCAAAACUCCAUUUUCGUUGUCAUGGACUAUUACCCGGAUGGAGACUUGUUCACAACGAUUGUCGACAAACAGCGUUACAAAGAUGACCCUUUUUUGAUCAAGUCUGUAUUCAUCCAGUUGAUUGACGCCAUAAAUUACUGCCAUUCCAAAAGUGUUUUCCACUGCGACUUGAAACCUGAAAAUGUUCUGGUCACAGAGAAUGGAACCAGGUUGAUUUUGGCAGAUUUUGGAUUAGCCCUCCAGGAAAAAUUCAUAAACUCGAACAUCUCUUGUGGUUCAAGUUAUUACAUGUCUCCAGAAAGAAUUCAAAAUUUCUCCCAGGCGUUCAACAGUCUUGAUUCACAUUCUAUCCAUCUAGAAAGACUGCUUAACCCAAGCAGUUCCAAUAAUAACUACCCAGUACACGGGAAUGUCAAGUUCCCUACUAGCGCUGGUGACGUUUGGUCUUUGGCCAUCAUAUUGAUUAACUUGGUUUCGAUUAGAAACCCUUGGCUGAAAGCUUCAUUGCAUGAUACAACAUUCAAGGCCUUUGUUCAGAAUCCCAGGAUAUUAAUGAAGAUUUUACCAAUAUCCAUCGAGGUUUUCAACAUCUUAUGCAAGUACCUGGCCCUUAACCCUUGGGAAAGGGGUACCUUGUUUGAAUUCAGAGAGGACAUACUCAAAUGCAGCAAAUUAACGGAAACCGGACCGUUGUCCAUAGACUCUACAAUAAAAUCGAUGGACAUCAUAACGACAGAAUCUCAAAUGAACAUCAUCAAUAACUAUCCUUCCAACCUCUCUCAGUUUGAGGUUUGUCCAAUUCCUGUUGAUCAUGUUAAACUGGAUAAAAUUAGAUCAGGAGAAAUGGAAGAUAUCGAUCAUGUUGAAGUCGAAAACGAUUAUAUGCCUAAAAUUCCAAAAGAAUGUAAGUCUUGUGUCAAUUGUGGUUUUGGAUACGAAGCUUCUGAUCCUUGUUCCUCUGUCAAUUCUGUUGCCCUAAGUUACUUGUCGCUACCUCCUUAUCUUGAUUCGAACAACAAAAUUCCACAUUACAAGAAUGGAGGCAACAUGCUACUAGCGAGAAACUCGGACUAUGUUAGGUUAGUGAAAGACUCACCAAAGAACUCUGGGCAUUUGUUUUCGAAGAUUCCGAUCUCGGAAGAUGAUUUGUCAGCCUUUGAGGUUGAGCUGGAGUUCAAAAUCACUGGCAAUCAAGAAAAGAUCAGCUUGAUCGGAGAUGGUAUGGCUAUAUGGCUUACUGCUGAGCAACUUAACCAAGGCGAUGUGUUCGGAAUGCAAAGCAACUUCAACGGUUUAGGUAUAUUCAUCGACACUUACAAAAACUACAAUAGUAAAAGAAACAGACAUGCCUUUCCUUAUCUAAGUAUUCAACGAAACUGGGAAGACCCAUUUCACUAUGAUAAAGCUACAGACGGUACCGGAACAGAGGUUGGUGGUUGUUCGUUGCAUAGAAUUUACAACAACGAGGAAAGUACCAAACUAAAGAUUACUUAUGUGCGUGAUGCUAAUGUUUUCGAGAUUGAUGUGGAUGUCGAAGGAAACGGAGAUUGGAGAACCUGUUUUAGAAAGGAAAACGUGAAACUGGACGAGCUUGUACCAGCGGGAAAACCGGUCUAUCUCGGUGUUAGUGCAGAAACCGGUGACUUGCACCAUAAUGUUGACUUGUACACCAUCAAUGCUAACACCUUCAGAAAUAAAGAUGGCAGUCUCAUUACUGAAAUCGAUUCUUUGGGAGAAGGAAUUCGUGUUAUCGACACUGAAUCAUCUAAGAAAGAGGCAGAUGAUAGAAGCGACAGUAAGGGAAGUGGCAAUGUCGACCGUGAAGUCAGGCGCAGAAGCAGAAGAACCAUGAGUCGUUUGCGUAGGCAAGAGAAGAAACUCAAGGAACUUGAUAGAAUAAAGUAUGGCAGCGAACACGGAUUCGUCGGUUGGUUUUUCAACUGGGUAAAGUAUAUCUUCAAAGUGAUAUUCAUGCUCAUACUUGUAGCGAUUGCCCUGUACGCAUGUGUGAUCGGCUAUCGUGUCCAUAGGGAAAAGCAACGUAAGAAAGCGCCAAGCGGCUUGCUCUGA
Pichia membranifaciens NRRL Y-2026 is the source of this 2433-nucleotide messenger RNA. RefSeq lists its product as hypothetical. Gene Ontology annotation, cellular component: endoplasmic reticulum-Golgi intermediate compartment; COPII-coated ER to Golgi transport vesicle; endoplasmic reticulum membrane. The coding region runs from base 1 to 2433 and encodes 810 amino acids. The record is from RefSeq and is a predicted model, not a curated record. NCBI's taxonomy places the organism in Eukaryota, Fungi, Ascomycota, Pichiomycetes, Pichiales, Pichiaceae. Gene Ontology annotation, biological process: endoplasmic reticulum to Golgi vesicle-mediated transport; Golgi organization; endoplasmic reticulum organization. Gene Ontology annotation, molecular function: protein kinase activity; ATP binding; D-mannose binding. The transcript is spliced from 3 exons.